AUGUACUUCGUCUGGAGCGCUUGUCAACACAACAUGGCUGGAUUACACAGCUGCUCCCAUUAGGACACAUUCAAGGGGAAACGUCUGUCUGGUUGUCAAAUGAAAGUAUCCGGGCUUCGGAAUUGGACCGUUUUGACCUGUUUAACACGCGGCUUGUCUCACAUGAAGACAGAGUGAAGACUGAAUAAUGAACAAGCUCACAAAGGCGGCGCUGGCCUGUAACGGACUUGGCCGGUGUUUUGUAACAGAAAGGCAUUUAUCUGCUGUAAAAGUCAUCAGGCGAGGGUUAGCGUUUGCAGAACAUAGGGACGAUUCUGGCAAGAAUGAGGUUUAUGAUGUUAUUAUAUCCGGGGGAGGGAUGGUUGGAUCUGCAAUGGCGUGUUCCCUAGGCAUGGAUCCCAACUUGGUUGGUAAGAAGAUUCUGCUGCUUGAAGCGGGCAACAAGAGAGUGAUGGACACGGUCCCAGACACCUACAGUACGAGAGUCAGCUCCAUCAGUCCAGGGUCUGCCACCCUCCUCAGCGGUAUUGGAGCAUGGGAGCACAUUACAAAGACGAGGUGCAAGCCGUAUCAAAGGAUGCAGGUUUGGGAUGCCUGCUCAGAUGCCCUGAUCACAUUCGAUAAGGAGAACCUGCAGGACGAGAUGGCCUACAUUGUGGAGAACGACAUCGUUGUGGCUGCACUCACUAAACAGCUGGACAGUCUGUCUGAUAAUGCGCAGGUUAAGUACAGGUCCAAGGUGGUGAAGUAUACAUGGCCCAUGUCCCACCAGGCAGCAGACUCCAUCCCAUGGGUCCAGGUCACUUUGGCCAGUGGAGAGACUCUUCAGACCAAGCUGCUGAUUGGUGCUGAUGGACCAAACUCAAUGGUGAGGCGGGAAUUAGGGAUACCCACAGUCAAGUGGAAUUAUGACCAGUCUGCUGUUGUUGCUGUGCUUCAUUUAUCAGAACCCACGGAGAACAAUGUCGCAUGGCAGAGGUUCCUCCCAACAGGCCCCAUUGCUAUGUUACCGCUGUCGGACACUGAAAGCUCUCUGGUGUGGUCAACCAGCCAUCGGCUCGCUGAGGAGCUGCUGGAGCUGGAUGAGGAGAGCUUUGUCGACGCCAUCAACUCUGCCUUCUGGAGUAAUGAGAACCAGUCAGAGAUGAUUGAGACAGCAGGCUCUCUGUUCCGCGGCGCCCUGUCAGCCAUCAUGCCGUCUGCAGGUUCACCUCGACAGCUUCCUCCAAGUGUGGCAGGGAUCGGGCCAAAGACCCGGGUCAUGUUCCCACUGGGCAUGGGUCAUGCAUCAGAGUACAUAAGGCACCGGGUGGCUCUGAUUGGGGAUGCAGCCCAUCGCGUCCAUCCUCUGGCGGGUCAGGGAGCCAACCUGGGCUUUGGGGAUGUGGCUUGCCUCACGCAGCUCCUGAGCAAGGCGGCCUUUAACGGGAAGGACCUAGGAGCAAUGCAGCACCUAUUAGAAUAUGAAACUGAACGGCAGCGACACAAUCUGCCCAUGAUGGCUGCCAUCGACCUCAUGAAACGCCUUUACUCCACUAACUCUGCUCCUGUGGUUCUCCUACGCACCUUCGGUCUGCAGGCCACCAGCAUGCUCCCAUCACUAAAGGAGCAGAUCAUGGCAUUUGCAAGCAAGUGAUGCAUUCAUCAUGCAGUGGUUGUUCAUGGAUCUCCAAUGACUGUGAGCUUUUAAAGGCUGUAAUUAUUGUGGCUGUAAAAUAAAUAAAUAAAUAAAUAAGAUAAAAUAAA
Molecule: messenger RNA, 1746 nt
Organism: Xiphias gladius (swordfish)
Lineage: Eukaryota; Metazoa; Chordata; Actinopteri; Istiophoriformes; Xiphiidae
Gene: coq6
Product: coenzyme Q6 monooxygenase
Exons: 12
Coding region: 188-1636 (482 amino acids)
Biological process (GO): ubiquinone biosynthetic process
Cellular component (GO): mitochondrion
Molecular function (GO): oxidoreductase activity, acting on paired donors, with incorporation or reduction of molecular oxygen, NAD(P)H as one donor, and incorporation of one atom of oxygen; 2-octaprenyl-6-methoxyphenol hydroxylase activity; FAD binding
Source: RefSeq, a predicted model, not a curated record